AUGGAGGCCUUUCUUGCUCGCUCAAAAUUCUCUCUCCUCGACAUCACUGUCCCGUCCCCAUCAUCCUGGUCCCCUAGACUCAACGACAGUCUCUCUAUGCUUCUAUCUCGUGUAACGGAUCGCCUUCGAUCAUUCGAGAUUGAUGUUGGCCUCUGUGACGCCGCCGCUGUUGCCAGAAUCAUAGCGAAUUUCGUCGGCCGCCCGGCCCCGCACCUACAGAAGCUAUACGUGCUCGAUAGGGGGUACACGAAACUGACCCGUGGGGUACUACCCAAGGACAAACAGGAAUUGAACAUCUUCCAUAUCCUCGAUGGCGAUGGAUAUCGCUCUGCUACUCCCUCCCUGCGAUCAUUGCGUCUCGCACCGAUCUGGGUUCCGUGCAACAGCGGAAUGUUCAGAGGCCUUUCCCAUCUCGAGCUGAGAAACAUGAAGUGGCGUGUCCCCAGCCCGACCCAGAUACAGCUCCUAGGGAUUCUCAGGGCAUGCCCUACACUAGAAACCCUGACGCUCGAGCUCACCCGCAUCGAAGACGACGGUCCCCGGGAGGAGACGGAGUCGAUUAUCCCCUUGCCCCUGCUAUCCAAGCUAAUCAUGAUUCAUCACUCCCCGUCCAACUUUGCGAACUUGCUCUCUUACCUUGCGCUUCCUCCGACCACACGAUUCGAGCUCGACACAUGGCUAGCACACCGACUGCAGGGCUCCAGCUUCUGUGAUUGCGCCAUCUUCCCUGACAGAUGUGAACACCUUCCGAUGCUGAGGGCGCUCCCCGGUGUUGAGCUCACUGUCAAUUUGGUCUAUUCAAGGGCGCGUUUUGACCUCUUCUCGUCGACCACCUGCAACGAAGCUCAUCACGUUGCGGCAAUUUUCGUCCGGGCGGACACGCUGUAUUCUAUAGGGUUUUGUAUACAAGCCACAAUGGUAGCAACCGCCGAACAGUUCACGUACCGAGGGGACUGGCACCAGAGGAGCUUCGGCGAGACCUACCGCUGGAACAACACUUUCCAGGUCGCGGCCCGCCUUCGGACCCUCCGCCUUGUCAAUCCGCUGGAGGAAGAACUGGUAGAUGCCCUUGCAGCGCUGUCGUCGUGCGCCCGUGAGCGCACUACGCUGGUGUGCCCGCAGUUGACCGACCUCGAGCUUUACCGGAUUCCCAUCUCGUUGCAGACGCAAGCAUCAAUCCUGGACUUUGUGGCUUGUCGGGCGGAGGCAGGCGUACCGAUAACGAGGAUAGUGUUCGGACGCACUUCAGUGACACAGCCAGCCGGCUUCCUGGAGAGAGUGGUGGAACUUGGUGUCGAGGUCGUUUCACGUCCUUCCGCCGACUUGGAUCAUGUGGAGAUACCGUCGGUGAUAUCGGCAGAAUGGUCUCCUCCAUCGAAGCUCUAUUAA
Messenger RNA from Trametes versicolor FP-101664 SS1, 1389 nucleotides. RefSeq lists its product as uncharacterized. NCBI's taxonomy places the organism in Eukaryota, Fungi, Basidiomycota, Agaricomycetes, Polyporales, Polyporaceae. The record is from RefSeq and is a predicted model, not a curated record. The transcript has 2 exons. Bases 1 to 1389 code for a protein of 462 amino acids.